This is a messenger RNA of Arabis nemorensis, 507 nucleotides long. Lineage: Eukaryota; Viridiplantae; Streptophyta; Magnoliopsida; Brassicales; Brassicaceae. The record is from the annotation of a GenBank genome assembly.
AUGGAAAAUGUUCCCUCUAAUGGUCAAAACGAAACUCCCAUUCCCAGUCCCAACCAAGUUUCACCACCACCACCAUCUUCAUCUUUGCACUUGACAAGAGAUCAAGAACAUGAAAUCAUGGUCUCUACUUUACGACAAGUGAUAUCCAACUCCGGAGGUGACACGUCAUCAUCAAACUUGAUCUCCGCCGAAGCUCUUCCGGCUCCGGACGCUGGCCCUUGUCCUCUCUGCAGCGUCACCGGUUGCUACGGCUGCGCAUUCUCACGGCCACACGAAGAGGUGAUAAAGAAGGAGAAGAAAUACAAAGGAGUGAGGAAGAAACCAUCGGGUAAAUGGGCGGCGGAGAUAUGGGAUCCGAGUUUGAGAGGAAGGAGGUGGCUUGGAACAUUUCCGACGGCGGAGAUGGCGGCGCGUUCUUACGACGAUGCGGCGGCUGAGAUUGUCGGGAAAAUGGCAGCGAGACGUGGCACAGAGAACGGAGAAGGAAUUAAGCGGCGACGGAGAUGA